This is a messenger RNA of Haemonchus placei, 699 nucleotides long. Lineage: Eukaryota; Metazoa; Nematoda; Chromadorea; Rhabditida; Trichostrongylidae. The record is from the annotation of a GenBank genome assembly.
GUUCUCACUUUCUCAUCUCAAGAACGCCGAGCAUAUAUUCCGCCGGAAUUGAAGAGAAGGUUAUGUGAAUUGAGCGGCAAGACGAGCACCUGUGACUUCAAUGAGGCUCUGCCAUUUCUGAAGCGUAUGGAUCUUUCCCGCUCUCUACUACCAGAGCGUAUGGUAUGGUCGUACGGUCUUCAAAUGUCCCGGAAUGAGCUUUUCUUUGAUGACAUCCAGGUACAGUCUACUCCGGUCGACGACGAAAACUACUCGAAAUGGUCGAUUUGCAAGUAUCACCCUGAAUUGCUGCCUUGCAAAUGGGACCCACUGAAGAAGAUCACUAUUCCAAUAAUUCGUUAUGAACCUCAAAGCUUCCCGUCACCUCCGAACUUCGUCAAAGCCGAGCCCGACAUCUUCGCUGUCGACCUUUCACAGGCGACAGCGAUCAUGAAGCCGUUGGUCGAGCCCAAAGAUGCAUUCAAAGCCAAGGAAAGUCUAGUUCUACGUGGCUCAAAGAUCGAUAGCCAAGCAUCGUAUACUUCACGCAAUUAUGGUCCAGGCGGGCCUAAAGAGAAUAUACAUCCUCGUUACGAUGGCAAACUUAACGUUGAGAAUGAGCUGAAAAUGAGUCAACAAAGGAGGCCCAUUGCCUCUCCAGAAACGGAAGAGUUCGACGAGAAUAUCCUCAUGGCCAAUGACGACGUGUUUGGAGGGUGA